Molecule: messenger RNA, 1512 nt
Organism: Chinchilla lanigera (long-tailed chinchilla)
Lineage: Eukaryota; Metazoa; Chordata; Mammalia; Rodentia; Chinchillidae
Gene: Cenatac
Product: coiled-coil domain containing 84
Exons: 11
Coding region: 336-1385 (349 amino acids)
Source: RefSeq, a predicted model, not a curated record
GGUCAUCACUGCAACGCUGAGGACAUACGGUGCUCACUCUGUAAAUACCAGGACUCAUUACUUUGUCAAUGGCCAGAGAUGUGUGUGCUCUGCUCCUAACUGGCGUGCACUCUCCCACGCCCCACGCGCACCUGCACAGUGCUGCUAGGUCUUUGAUUGCUGUAACAGCACUUGGGAUACAGAAUCUGCGGGGUCAUCCUGUGAAGGAGUGAGGAGUAGGUGGAGUCUGUGAAUAAUCUGCGCAGGCGCAGAACGUAUUGCAGCGGCGCCUACCGGCCACUAGGAGCCUCAGGAGCCCCUGGAUUCGCCCCGCCUCCGGGGUCAAGGGUCAGCGGAUGGGGAAAGAUCUGCUACAAGUGGCGGGCGUCCGAGGUCCCGGCGCUAUGGCACCGCCGCAGCGCUGUCCUCUGUGCCGCCAGACCUUCUUCUGUGGUCGCGGACACGUCUACAGCCGCAAACACCAGCGGCAGCUGAAGGCAGCUUUGGAGCGGUUUCUGCCCCAAGUGGAGGCCGCCCGCAAGGCCGUCCGCGCCGCGCAGGUGGAGCGUUACGUGCCCGAGCACGAGCGGUGCUGCUGGUGCCUGUGCUGCAGCUGCGAGGUGCGGAAGCACCUGAGCCACGGGAACCUGACGGUGCUGCACGGGGCGCUGCUGGAGCACCUGGCCAGCCCAGAGCACAAGAAAGCAACCAACAAAUUCUGGUGGGAGAACAAGGCCGAGGCCCAGAUGAAAGAGAAGUUUCUGAUCUCCCCCCAGGACUACGCACGAUUCAAGAAAUCCAUGGUGAAAAGUUUGGAUUACUAUGAGGAAAAAGAGGAUGAGGUGAUCAAAGAGAUGGCAGCUCAGAUCCGCGAGGUGGAGCAGAGCCGGCAGGAGGUGGUCCGAUCUGUCUUAGAGCCUCAGGCAGAGCCAGAUCCAGAAGAGGGCUCUUCAGCACCUGGAAGCAGGAAAGGGACAAACAGCCAAGUAGCCUCCAGUUCACAGCAGCCCUCAUUCUUGGACCUGCCACCAGCUCCAGAACUUGACUGGAUGGAGCCCGGACAACCUCUGACAUUCAUUGGCCACCAGGAUGUACCUGGAGUUGGUAACAUCCACUCAGGUGCCACACCUCCCUGGAUGAUUCAAGAUGAGGAAUACAGCUCUGGGAACCAACAAAUAGGACCUUCCUAUGAAGAAUUUCUUAAAGAAAAGGAGAAAGAAAAACUCAAGAAGCUCCCCCCAGACCGAGUCGGGGCCAACUUCGAUCACAGCUCCAGCACCAGUGCAGGCUGGCUGCCUUCUUUUGGCAGAGUUUGGAACAACGGGCGUCGCUGGCAGUCCAGGCAUCAGUUUAAAACUGAAGCUGCAGCAAGGAAUAAACAGCAGCCUCAUAAAGAAACAAGCUGAUCAUUCCCAGGUGUUCUUGCACAACCAACCCCCACCCACCCAUACUCUUCCCGCCAAGCCCUUUGCUAUGAAACACACGUACCCAUUCAUUUGAUUUAAUAAUAAAUUUUUAUUUUUUCCAAAUGUA